AUGGUAAAACGCUGUAGCUGGGGUACAUGUAACACUGACAGUAGGUACCCCGAUCGCCUUGUAGGAGGAAUAAGAUUUAUUCCCUUUCCUAAACCAGGACGGAACUUAGAAAAAGCGAGGAGGUGGAUAAGAUUGUGUGGCAGACCCCACAACCAGUUAAAUGAAAAGAUCUUAAACGAAAGAAGUAAAGCUAAACAUCUUUAUGUUUGUUCAAAGCAUUUUGUUGAUGGGAUCCCCUCUGAAAGAUACCCAGAUCCAGUGUCUGCACUUGCCACCAGCUGUGACUCAAUAACACCAAGGCGUAAACUACCAACCAAAAGAUCGCAUAUCAGCUUUAGUAAUAUUAAUGCUUCUCAUGGAUGUUCGUCGAUGCGAAAAAUUCUAGCAGACACAGCUGCUGUUGAGAAUGUGAACAUUAUGACUGAUAUGUGCAGUAGUACCAUGCCACAACCCUUGGAACCCUCAGUUCAGUCUCUGUGUAGUUCAGCUAUCGAAACAACACCAGAUGAUAAUUCAGGUGGUACAUUUUAUCCACUGAACCUUUUGGCUGUUGUUGCAGAAAAUAAGGCAUUGGUGGAAGAGAGAGAAAAGCUGCUUCAAAACAAUUCUGAAUUUCAGCAACAGUUUCUACAACUCCAAAAGUUGCAGGAAAGGUGUUUUGGGUGUCACAAGCUCAAGGAAAAGGAUUACAAGUAUUACACAGGAUUUUCUUAGGAUCAGUUUGAUAGUGUGUACAAGUUUUUAGCUCCAACAGAUGAAGAUCCUAUUAAGUGGGGUAAAACAGUAAAAGGAGCCAAAUCUCUAUCAACUGUAGACCAACUUCUACUAGUUUUGAUUAAACUCAGACAAAACUUUGAUUUUCAACAUAUUUCACAUUUGUUUAAUGUAUCUUCACAAGACUCUAGUGCAAUAUUUACUCACUGGAUCAGCUACAUAUUUUUUAGACUUGGUAGUUUAGAUAUUUGGCCACAUCGAAAUACUUUAAUUGAAAAUAUGCCAGAGAGUUACGAGAAAGACUUUCCAGAUACCCUUGUUAUCAUUGACUGUACGGAGCUAAAGGUACAAAAACCAAGUUCUCUUCAUCGCCAAAGCCAGUGCUAUUCGGACUACAAAUCGAGCACAACUUUCAAGGGACUAGUUGGCAUUGAUCCACGAGGUUCUGUGAUAUUUUCCUCCAUGUUGUUUUCUAAGUCAAUAUCUGAUAAAGACAUCACAGAGAAAAGUGGUUUUCUUAAACUUCUCUCAGACCUUAUAAAGUGUGGAAAGCUACGGAAUGGCGAUGGAAUAAUGGUUGACAAAGGUUUCCAUAUUGAGAAAGAGAUCGAAGCCGUUGGACUCAAACUAAAUAUACCACCAUUUGCAUCCUGUGCAUCACAGAUGAAAGCUGAUGAAGUUACAGAAACAGUUAAAAUAGCUAAACAUCGAGUUCAUGUUGAACGAGCUAUUGCUCGCAUAAAGCAAUUCAAGAUCCUAGCAGGGAAAAUUAGUUUGUCUUUUUUCAGCAUCAUUGAUCAAAUAUGGUUAACUUGUUGUUUAUUGACAAACUUCAUGAAUUUUUUGAUUCAAGAUAAAAACACUGAUGAACCUU
Molecule: messenger RNA, 1588 nt
Organism: Saccostrea echinata
Lineage: Eukaryota; Metazoa; Mollusca; Bivalvia; Ostreida; Ostreidae
Exons: 4
Coding region: 1-714 (237 amino acids)
Source: RefSeq, a predicted model, not a curated record